UCAGGAUGUCAGCAGAGUUGUCAAUUUAUAAGAAGAAGCGACGCGUCUCUUCAAGAAACAUCGGAGUGUUGAGGUUUUGAUUAAAAAUCACGACUCGAAAGAUAAGCAUUGGGUGCAAUGUCAACAUCAGAUCUGGAAAGAAGACGACCCUGCAAAGUUACCGAACUUGCAUGGGAUUGAAUGCUCUUCACAAUGAAUUCGGACAAUUAUCUGACAGCUUCGGGAGACAAGGUCUAGAUCUAGGUCUAUGUCUUUGUCAAGACAUAAUCUACAUCAAGAGCAACUCACAUGCCCGAAUGGACAGAACCGUAUUGAUGGAAAUUCCGAAGCUCCGUUACAACAGCGGAUUCGGACCCGAAAUGUGGAAUGUCAAUGUCAUCAAACUCACUAACAUUCAGACAAUAUGGAACGCGCUCUUGCAGGCAUGCCACGUCGCAUUACUGACUGUCCACAUGAUAGUAUACUUCAGGAGGCACGGUUUAUAUUAAAAAAUGAAUCUUACACGAAUCAGAAUCUGUCACCGUCGCUGUUUGUCAAGGACCUGGUACGUUCAAACAAUGAUCGAUGUUUUAGAUCAGCACAGUUCAUGAAAUCCGAUCGUCGAGCAUGAAACUAUACUACACGUUACCGACUGCGUCACGUUCAAUCUCCUGGUUACCAACUGAGGACCGUUUCAAAGGAGAAAUUCCGCAAUUUGCAGCCGCCCAUACAUUGAGAACGCUAGCCGGUAAGGCAGAGCCAACAAUCAAUUGUGGUGGGCACCCUCGAUUUCGGUAAUGUACAGUCAUCGGUAACGAUGUGAAAUCAGAUUCGGCUUUGCUGUUUAUUACGUUGCAAAUGUAAUAUCUUCAGAAACUCUCUCCUUGGUACACAGAACAAGGGCUUCUUGUACUAAUCAGGUCCGUGAACGGAAUUAUUCAGCAAGAUGAGCAAAAGACGUAAAGAAGGCCAUCAUUAGAACAUGAACAAUCAUGACGCUGCUCUGAUACGAGUCCGAGAGCGGACGAUUUUAUGAAAUCUUGACAAAUUUACGAGGAUCGUCCAUUGAGAUUUCCUUCCUUUAAAGUAGCAAGUCUGACCACCGUUAUCAUUUAAGCUUGUGGGAGGGGCAGAACUUCCUGAAUCCAAAUAGGUUUGAUGACGAAGCAUUCACCGGUAAACAACAGACUAGGAUCAGUUACUAACAGUUACUGGAUUCUACUAACAUAUUUCUCUCAAGAGGAUAUUGGAAUUACUAAGUAAAAAAGGAUCAGGACUUAUGCCAUGGAUCCUAACGAUGAGGAAGAAGCUCAGCGUAUAGCGAAAAUCCUGACUGGAAAAUCACCUGUGUUCUUAAAAAGAGUUCUCAAGUUAAGUGGCCGGGAUGAUCUCGCUCGACUCGUGGAACCUGGCCAACAAGAUCGACGUAGAGACGAGAUGGCCCAGAAACUCGGUGCCCUUAAGAAACAGACAGCUAGUCUUGCCGACCAACUCAGAAACUCACAAGAACAAGCAGCGAAUCUCGCCCAGUUGUUGGACCUGUUAUCUCAGAAUCAGGGGAGUCCGGCUGCUGCACCAACAAGUUCAGGAGGUGGGCGUGUUCCAAGUCCAGUAGGUGGAUCACCAGGUGGGCGUGUUCCAAGUCCAGUAGGUGGAUCACCAGGACGAUCUGUUCCAAGUCCAGUAGGUGGAUCACCAGGACGAUCUGUUCCAAGCCCAGUAGGUGGAUCACCAGCACGACCUGCUCCAGAGUCUGCAAUUGAAGAUUCGAGUCCAGGUUCAAUUCCUCGACCCGAUCCCAAGCGACGGAGACUCAACGACUCAGAGCCGCCAGGAGCAACUGGUACAGCUGCUCCUUCUAGGCAACAAUCACCUCCAGCUCCAGCUCCAGCUCCAGCAGCUGGAUUAGCACAGACUGAAUGGCGCGAUCCGCUAUAUUAUAAGCCUUCCGCUCAAGACGAUCCAGAUGGAUUUCGGGCAGGUUCUCCAAUUCCUUCCGAUAUUUCUAGAGUCCAGAUUGUGGUUGAGCAGGCCCAACCAGUUCCACCUGCAACUGCAGUGGUCGUGGAUGAGCCAAUCUUUCCUCCUUCUCCCAGAAACAGCACUGCUCCAGAAUUGAGAAAGCUGGUUCUGACUCCAGUGUCAUGGCUAGACGACGACUUUGAUCCCAAGUUGCUAGCAGAGGCCCGUGCCCGAAACUAUGCGAAGGAAAGAGGUAUACAACGACCCGAAGUAAAUGUAAAUGAUCCCCGCGUACAAUUACUGACGCUGAGGGCCGAGACGAGGAUUGCCUACUUAUCGCAGAUACAGGAGGAAUUCAUAUCCACGAUGUGGCACGACUCACGGACAGUUGAACGGAAAACUCAGAUGAUCCGGGAAGUGUUGCAUACCGUGAACGUGUACAAGUCAGCGUUGGUACGAGAAGCGAGACACUGCUCCUUGAUGUGCUUUGGAAAUCACGACGAUCCUCUCGGCUGCUGCUGGCUCGAAAAAUUCGACUCCGUCAGUCAACAGGCUCCAGGCACCAGAUGGGUUAGAGCGCUGCAAGUGUACCAACGGGAUAUUACAUGCAUCAUCGUCAACCAUAUAAUUGACGACCCGACUGUAAGGGGAGUGAAGCGAUAUCCGAAAUUUAUCAUAGACAUCAUGGAAGAAUGGCAAAAACUUCACCGGGAUAAUCCAAAUCCAGAUGGAGCAGAGCUUCAGGAGCUCCAAAGUAGAACAGGACUCCCACCAAAAAGGAUCCAAAUAUACCUGCAAAGAUAUCGUUGGGAGAAAUUGCAUCCCAUUUUGCAUGACGAUGUACCACUUCCGCCCCCCGGAGAACGAAUACCACUCCAAUAUCAAUUGGUGAGAUUGGCAGCCAGCAGUAGGAAAAAGCCCUGGGUUUCAAAACCCAAUGCAGCAUAUAUUGGCAAGUCGAUAGGCUGUACGGGCGCGCAGGUUGUGCGCUGGCAUCAAAUCUUUCGACAGAGAAACCCAGGUCUCGUAAAAGAUAGACGUACAGUGACGAGAGCGGAAGUAGUGGAGGCAGUGAACAACACCAUGGAAGGGUUGAUGAGUGCUGAAGAAUACGAUCGACGUCGGAGAGCUUAUGUUGCAGCUCAACAGCAACACGAGGAGGACCAUCCGGAGCUUUCAGAAGCCCAAGACGAAUCCAAGUUCGAAAAAGAAUUGGAAGACAUGUUGGAGGCUGAGAAGGAUCUCACAGGAGGCAACGUUACACCAGAGCGGGAGCCAGAGGCAGAUCCAGAGGCAGAUCCAGGGCCGGAGCUAGAUGUAGCCGAAGAUCAGACUGGAGGAGCACUCAUGCUGUCUGAUGGAGAAGAGAUGGAGCUUGCACCAGUAGAUGGUUCAACCGAAGAUCAGACUGGAGGAGCACUCACGCUGUCGCCUGGAGGACAAGUGCAGCUUCCACCAGUAGAUGGUUCAACCGAAGAUCAGACUGGAGGAGCACUCACGCUGCCUCCGGGAGGACAAGUGCAGCUUCCACCAGUAGAUGGUUCAACCGAUGGAGAGACUUCCUCACGCGCAAGAGAAGAUCAGAAAAUGCGGGAUCUAGAGGCCGAGCUAUAUGAAGAUAUUCGCAAUGUGGGCGAAGAUGCUGCUUCAAUUGAUUAUCUGAAACAAUGCCUAACUGAGGCGGCAGCCAUUCCAGAAAUCGAGCUGCCACCAUUUUUAGAUGCAAGUCCGGGAAGUGGGUCCAAGUCCGUGUAUGUGGCAGAAGAACUUUAUGGAGGCUCUGCAGUUGAGGCAACAGCUCCACCUCAAGCGCAAUCUGAAAGAGUACCGACUCGGGCGGAGGCGGGAACUCCCGGACUUGGAGGACCGGAUUCUUCAGCACUAACACCGGCAGGACCGUCGGAUUCUCUCGGAACGGGGCGACCGGCGUCUCCCCAACCUAGAAGCCCAGCGGCUCGACCAGGAUCCAGCCCCUCCGGAGCCGGACAACCGGCGUCUCCCCAGCCUAGAACUCCAGCGGAUGAAGCAGAAGUCCUGCUUGACUGGCUCCUGUCUACUCCUGAAGGACCGGAUUCUCCUCCGGGCUUCCUACUAGCACCAACACCGGCAGAACUGUCAGGCUCUCCCGGAACGGGGCGACCGGCGUCUCCCCAACCUAGAAGCCCAGCGGCUCGAGCAGGAUCCAGCCCCUCCGGAGCCGGACGACCGGCGUCUCCCCAGCCUAGAAGCCCAGCGGCUCGAGCAGGAUCCAGCCCCUCCGGAGCCGGACGACCGGCGUCUCCCCAGCCUAGAAGCCCAGCGGCUCGAGCAGGAUCCAGCCCCUCCAAAGCCGGACGACCGGCGUCUCCCCAGCCUGGAAGUCCAGGGGGUGAAGCAGCAGUCAUGCUUGACUGGCUCCUGGCUACUCCUGAAGGACCGGAUUCUCCACCGGGCUUCCCACCAUCACCAACACCGGCAGGACCGUCAGGCUCUCCCGGAACGGGGCAACCGGCGUCUCCCCAACCUAGAAGCCCCGCGGCUCCAGCAGGAUCCAGCCCCUCCGGAGCCGGACGACCGGCGUCUCCCCAGCCUAGAAGCCCAGCGGCUCAAGCAGGAUCCAGCCCCUCCGGAGCCCUACGACCGGCGUCUCCCCAGCCUAGAAGCCCAGCGGCUCAAGCAGGACCCAGCACCUCCGGAACGGGACAACCAGCUCCGGCGCCAAGACAGUUGCCGGCACCGCCGGCGUGGCCGAGGACCAAAGCGCAAGCUCGUGGGUCGAAAUCGGCCCGUCAACCUGCAGCCGACCCUGGACAAGCUCCAAGGCAGGCCCCCGCAGGCCCGCCUGGGCCGGACGGAGCAGGAGUUGUAGACCGACAACAGCCUGCCCCCAGGCCUGAACAAGCUCCAAGGCAGGCCCCCGCAGGCCCGCCUGGGCCGGACGGAGCAGGAGUUGUAGACCGACAACAGCCUGCCCCCAGGCCUGGACAAGCUCCAAGGCAGGCCCCACAAGGCCCGCCUGGGCCGGAGCCGGAUCCGGGAUCGGGGUCGGAGUCAGAAUCGGAAUCCGAUGAGGAGGCCGAGGAGGCCGAGGAGGGCGACGCGAAGAAAGGUCGGGAGAAAACCCCUGAACCGGAUGCUGACUGGUUCGAGGCCAGUCGUCAGGACAUUGCGGCCAGACUGGAAGGGGAUGUCCCGUUCGUGGCUGACUCGGUGCGGGGUGUCCUCAUGGCGGACUCUACUCUGGAAAUGAAGAAAAAGGCUAUAGAGGAGAAAGAUGUGCUGCAGAUGAUCAGGUGGCAUUAUCAAGACUAUAUGGUUCCCCCUAAUUCUCCCCUAGACGAGACUAUGAUUCGAGUUAACGAUAACUGUCAAAAGCUGGUGGACUUAUACAGAAUGCGAAUCAUCAAUCGACCUCGACACGUCAAAGCAAGCUGCGAUGAGCAAGUCGAUCCACGUCGUUGUUGCUGGAAUAAACAUUUCAAGCUCAUUGAGGAGGAGCCGGAUGAGGAUAAAAAGAAAGAAAUGAUCCUACUUUGGUUCAGGCGGGAGAUGAUCGGAACCAUUAUGGGGAGCCUGAAAACGGAUCCCAAAUGGGGUAAAGGAGUAAAAAUCAAAUAUUGGCCACAAUUUUGUCUCAACAAACUCACUACAUUUUAUGAAGUGAACGAGUUCAAUCCAUAUGCUUUUCGAUUGACGCCGGCUCUUGCAGAAGAGACAGGAAUGCAUCUAGAUGGUAUAAAGAACUGGAUAAGGAAUCGCAGGGCGAAGGCUGCACGUCUGAGAGGGUCUGUACAGAAGCAGCGAUUAUUCACAAAACAAAUAAGGGAUAUUAUGAAACAAUGGAUUAUGGGAAGAUUGGACGACCCAUUUCUUUAUCCACUUGAUGUCAUUGCACUGAAUGCCCAGACGAAUUUGACAGAGAGGCAGAUCAAAGAUUGGCUCAAAGACUUUAAGAAAGCUCACAAAAAUCUGAUUAACCCGGCUCUCAAGCAUAAUCCCGCCAAAAGAAGGGCCCAAGUGAAGCAGAUAGCAGAAGGGCAGAUUGCACCGCAACCCCCUGAUCCAUAGGUGGCUGAUGAGUACCCCUCAGGCGACAAAUAGAGUCCUCAUACACCAAUAUCAUGUGUAGGAACAUUUACCAGACCUUAACGUGUCAGAAGAUUUUCCAAAUGUACGGACUAGUGUUUAAUUUCUUCAAAACAUUUCCCAACUCGAGAAGUUUGAUGUGAUAUAUGCGU
Molecule: messenger RNA, 6158 nt
Organism: Marchantia polymorpha subsp. ruderalis
Lineage: Eukaryota; Viridiplantae; Streptophyta; Marchantiopsida; Marchantiales; Marchantiaceae
Source: the annotation of a GenBank genome assembly